CCCUGCGUGAAUUUCAAAUAAAGUAAGUAAAUACAAGUUAAAAAACAACAUUUUCUUGUCGCACCUCCCUAACACGGGUAAAAAAAAUGUAGAUUCUUAGAUCGAACCUGUUGAAAUGCUUGCCGCUCGUAAGUAUUAAAACGAAAAUAAGAAGAGAUUUUUAAAACAAUUUGGAUUAAAUUAUGACUGACAAAAGUAUUUAAGCAAUGAAAAAUUUACUGUAAUACUCCUUAAUACGAAUUGUCAAACAAUGCAUAUGACAUGUCGGGCGUGGCUUUUAGAACAAGGGCCACAAAAUAGGUCACAGAAUAAAGGCUUCGAAAAGUGACUGCAAAAAACAGCAGUAUGUGCACAGCAGUAAAAUGCAAGAAUUUUUCUAACUAAAAAAUUAACGUGACUGAAUAUCUUUCAUUAUUUAGUCAAAAAAAAAAAAAAUGCAUUCGGUUGGUAUCCACUCCGCUAUGGCAAUAAAACGCCAAAGGAAGCGACGUGAUGAACAAAAGCGAGCCAAAGAACGGCGCUACAGUACUCAAAGUUCAGAGAGUGGAGAAACUUUUCACUCGCCAAGUGGAUCUGUAAGACGGAAAUACCAUCAUUCACAACAUUCGUCAAAACCUGGACCCGGUAUGCUUGAUAGCCAGGUUGUCACCAGUAUUGGAAUGUAUCAUAUAGGGAUUGUAUUUAUCGUUUUUGGAGUUUUUUUGUGUGGGGCAGGUAUAAUCCCAGAUGAAACAAUGUCCUGGAACGUUUUUAGUUCAAGUUCGGCAUGGUGGAACGAAGUAACGUGUACCGGUUUAUUUUCAUUAGGGCUGGGCCUGUUUCUUCUAAUUUUAAACUGUUUAAUAAGCCGAAAGGAGGAGGAAGAUCUUGAGGACUAUGUCCAACGUCAACUGACUAGAUCUCGUUCAGGUCACCGCCUUGAACGAGAUGUAGAGACCGGAGUACUAACAACUCGACAUACGCGCAAAGCUGUUGCUCUUCAAAAGAAUAUUCGAAACGGCUCACCGACUGAUGUUGCAAUCGUAAAUAAUUGCUUGGGAGAAAAUAUAUCAAAUGAAGCUAUAAUUGGGCGCAAUGGUCUUAGCAAUUCUGGUGAUAUAUUACUUGAAAAGAUUAUUGAAGAAGAUACUCCUUAUUUAAACGAUCGAAGCGCAGGAAUAUCCCCAAUUGAGGUAGAAAAUGAUACGAAGCAGCUUUUAAGAAGAGAGUCUAUAACAGAUACAAUCAAUAUAACAAGAAUAUAGGAUACUUAGGCUAU
Molecule: messenger RNA, 1258 nt
Organism: Scaptodrosophila lebanonensis
Lineage: Eukaryota; Metazoa; Arthropoda; Insecta; Diptera; Drosophilidae
Exons: 5
Coding region: 435-1244 (269 amino acids)
Source: RefSeq, a predicted model, not a curated record